Leishmania braziliensis MHOM/BR/75/M2904 is the source of this 286-nucleotide messenger RNA. RefSeq names its product putative centromere/microtubule binding protein cbf5. The transcript has a single exon. Gene Ontology annotation, molecular function: pseudouridine synthase activity; RNA binding. Gene Ontology annotation, biological process: snRNA pseudouridine synthesis; mRNA pseudouridine synthesis; box H/ACA sno(s)RNA 3'-end processing. The annotation marks the transcript as partial. The record is from RefSeq and is a predicted model, not a curated record. Gene Ontology annotation, cellular component: box H/ACA snoRNP complex. Lineage: Eukaryota; Euglenozoa; Kinetoplastea; Trypanosomatida; Trypanosomatidae.
AUGAACAUUCGCUCAACCCACUUCACGCUGCUGGAGUGUGGCUGGUCUCCACUCCGCCGUCCCUUAUCGGAGUACAUUAAGUACGGCAUGAUCAACAUGGAUAAGCCCUCCAACCCUAGCUCUCACGAAGUUGUUUCCUGGAUCAAGCGCAUUUUGAAGUGCGACAAAACGGGUCACGCUGGUACUCUCGAUCCCAAGGUGACUGGCGCCUUAAUUAUUUGCACUGACCGCGCUACGCGCCUGGUGAAAUCCCAGCAGAAUGCCGGCAAAACAUACAUUGGUGUGC